AUGGCAUCGAAUGGCGACAGCAACGGCAGCUCGUCCCGUCGCCAGCUUCGUCAUGGCAUCUACGCGCCAACGAUGACGUUCUUCGACAAGGAAUCCGAGGAUCUUGAUAUCCCGACCAUCAAAAAGCAUGCUGUCAGGUUAGCGAAGGCUGGUUUGGUCGGCUUGGUCACCAUGGGCUCGAAUGGCGAAGCUGUCCAUCUCACCCGCGAUGAGAAGACUGCAGUCACAAGAGCGACACGAGAAGCACUCGACGAAGCUGGUUUCAAGGACGUCGUCGUCAUCGCAGGUACUUCGGAAAGCAGUGUCCGACUCGCAGUAGAAUUGAACAAGGAGCAAGCGGCGGCUGGGGCAGAGUAUGCAUUGAUGCUUCCUCCAUCAUACUACCGAGCUCAGGUCAACGAGAGUAUGAUGUUCGACUACUACACCACGGUCGCCGAAGCAUCGCCCUUACCUAUCAUCCUGUACAAUUAUCCAGGUGCCGUAAGUGGUCUGGAUAUGGAUAGCGACUUCAUGAUCAGACUCGUAGAAGCGACCAAAGGCAAGGUCUGUGGCGCCAAGUUCACAGACGCAAAUACUGGCAAGCUCACACGAGUCGCGUAUGCAACGAAUGCAUGCUCGGUCAAAUCGCAAGGGUCGGGCUGGAUGGCGUUUGGUGGGAUUGCAGACUUCACCUUGCAAACGGCAGCGUCCGGCGGUUCUGGUAUAAUUGCAGGGGGUGCGAACGUGAUGCCGAAGCUCUGCGUAAAGGUGUGGAACUCGUUCCAAGAGGGAAAAUAUGAAGAGGCGAUGGAACUGCAAAAAGUACUGUCAAAGGGCGACUGGGUGUUGACCAAGGCGGCUAUCGCAGGAACCAAAGCGGCCAUCGAGUUGGAAUUCGGAUAUGGCGGAUACCCAAGGAGACCGUUGCAACGCUUGAAUGAAGAGCAGCGCAAACAGAUUAAGAGUGGUAUCGCUGAUGCAAUGAAGCUGGAGCACAGUCUGUAG
Molecule: messenger RNA, 984 nt
Organism: Recurvomyces mirabilis
Lineage: Eukaryota; Fungi; Ascomycota; Dothideomycetes; Mycosphaerellales; Teratosphaeriaceae
Gene: LGA1
Product: L-threo-3-deoxy-hexylosonate aldolase
Exons: 2
Coding region: 1-984 (327 amino acids)
Molecular function (GO): 4-hydroxy-tetrahydrodipicolinate synthase activity
Source: RefSeq, a predicted model, not a curated record